AGUUGUCCUAGCCCGGCAGGUCCUCAUGCGUAGUUGUGCUGUUGCGGACAGGACGGCUAACUAAUUUACUGUUGGCUGACGUUUUCCCCCAUACUAAUGUCACAGUUCGUCUCUGGCUCUUGGAUGUUCAACGUUUUUAACCUUGAUUUCGGUAUAGAACCUGGAGGCACAUAAUUAAGUCUAGUCAUGUCUGGAAUCAAUCGCAAAGAAAAGAAAUAUGCUAAGAAGAUGAGAAACCAACCUAGCAAUGUCACCUUUUCUUCAUGUGAUCCAGGGGCUGGUAGAUCUGGAAUAGAGUCAGUUGAAUCUCAGUCAGAUAUCAAUUAUAGAGAACAGCAGAGAGGUUCUCAUGGAGGAUAUUGCCACAGAAGCCAAGGAACUGAUCGUAAACAUCUUCAAAAUGUUCCCAAAUUCUUAUUUGCAAAAGACUUUGCUCAGUACCGUGCUGCAGAAAUCAGUGCCAUGUUAAAAGCAGUAGCACACAAAUCAAACUCCCAGUUUCUGCAGUCCCUACCACCACAUUUGCGCAGAAGAGCGAUGAGUGAUAAUGUUAAACGUCUUCCUCGAAGGCUCAGAGAAAUUGCAAAGAAGGAGAUGGAAAAGAUUGCCCACUUGAAAAAAGAACAACCAAAGAGCAAGUCUCGCAAAGCCCGUCGACGACAUGGGAAUUUGUUACUGGAAUUUAACCGAAGACAAAGAAAAAACAUUUGGCUGGAAACUCACAUAUGGCAUGCAAAAAGAUUCCAUAUGGUCAAAAAGUGGGGAUACUGUUUGGCCAAUAAACCAACUAUUAAAAGUUAUAGAGCCUGCUAUCGUGCUAUGACACACCAGUGCCUACUUCAGGAUUUGUCUUACUAUUGCUGUUUGGAAUUGAAUGGAACACAGGACAAUCUCUUGAAGGCUUUGGCACCUUUGAGCAGCAGAGAUGCAGGUACAACUUUUGCCUCUGUGGACUGUUUGUCAGGAAAACGGCAAGGGUCAUUGGUUCUCUACAAGGCUGAGCAAUACCCCAAGAAGCCACUGGGUCCUAUUACGUUCUUAUGGCGGCCCAAAGCAGAACCUGAAAACCGCUCUGAAAACAGGCAGCUAUGGAUUUGGGCACAUCCAGUACUUAAAAUGGAUAUAUUAACUGAGCUUCAUUUGGCCUGCCAAUGUUCAGAUGGUUCUUUACCUGAACCAGGUCCUAGUGAAAGCAGCACUUCAACAUCACAAGGAGCUGGUUUGAAAAGAAAACUGCAGGAUAAAGUUGGAGAGGAGGUCGUACCUAAGAAAAAAGUAAUAGGCAAUAGUACCAGAGAUCCAUUGACACCAGUUUCUUGGACAUCAUUAACUACUGGCAUUAUAAUAGAAGAUCUGACAAUGGAAAUUCUGAGGUAUCGACUGAUUGGACCCCUAUCUCAUUCAGUGAUAGCUGAAGUUUUGCAACCUGCUGUUGUCAUGGAAAAUUCUGAAGUGACAGAAGCGACAGAAACAAGAGCUUUGCCCUGCUGGUGGUCACAAUAUUGCAGGAAAUCUGAGGACGUGGCCCUUCAUAAUCGUCAAGGGGAUUUCCUUCAGUUACUUUCUGGUAUUGCUUCACCAGCAGAAAUUUCAACAGGGUCUGUACUUGGACUUACUGUGAGGGAUCCUCGACUAAACCUACCCGAGAAAAGAACCACAGCACUGGCUGACCCAUCAAAGUUUAAAGAUCUGGAAAAAGAAAAGGAGUUAUCUCUUAAAGGACUUCCCGCAGAAUGUGCUCAGAGUCUGAUCUGGGAUCGGAACAUUCGCAGUUUUGUUACAGAAACUAAAAUUUCCGAACAGGAGCUAAAUCAGAUGAAAAGCAAGCUCUUGGUCCCUGGAUCUCAGCUGAAUCUGGGGCAACAGGAAUCUAAGAUUCCUAUCCUGUUGGUGCAGCAACCUGGAAAAGUGGCUGGAAAAGAGCACAUCGGUUGGGGGAGUGGCUGGGAUAUCCUAUUCCCAAAAGGAUGGGGAAUGGCAUUCUGGAUUCCUCUGAUCUAUAGGGGCGUACGAGCAGGAGGUUUGCAAGAAGGAGUUAAGCAUUCUCAGUAUCAGGGAAUCCCAUGUUUCCCUGAUGAUUUUCCAGACUGUCCAGCUGGCAUGCGGCACAGUGAAGAGACUGAGAAAGAGCUAAUGGACAAAUACAAAAGAUAUCCACCUGCCAAGAGACCCAACUAUAUCCACUAUGGCACCAUGACUCCAUUUCGUUGUCCUUGGCAGCAACUUGUAGAGGGAUGGGAAGGGAAGUGCAAAGCUAACAGUGUCAAACCUACUCUCUGUGGCAAAGAAACAGAGCUAACUCCUGAAGUGCAGAACUCCAAGGAGAAUCCAGUUUGUACAGAUGAAGGAAAAAUGCCUAAGCAGUCAUCAAAUAACAAGAAAACUCCUGAGCCUGAGGAGGAAAUGGAAGAGGAUUCUGAAAAUCCUGUUCUUGGGCCAACAACUUCCAGUACUAAAGACAUUCCAGCAGAAAGUGAUCAUGUUUCUGUACUAAGGAGCAGAAAGUUAUUGAAGCAAUUGUCUGCAUGGUGUCGCCCCACAUCAAGCCGUGGUCAGCAAGCUAAACUCUCGCGUGGGUCUCUGCAAGUGCAGAUGGCAGCAGAUGUGGUGAAUUCCAUCGUGUGCUCCUAUCCCCGGUUCCUUGUCUGGGCCAGACUCUCGCCAUUGACAAAGGGCUGUCCCAUUGCUAAUGCAACAAUUUGUAUUCCAUCUGAGGAAGACCUCCAGUUUGCAGCCUCUGAGCCCCAGAGGUGUGCUCCUCAAGAACCAAAGCACAGAGACCCCUACAAAUGGCAAAUUAAAAUCUUGAAGGAGAAAAAGAAAGGGGCUUUGUCAAAAGAUCAAGAAAGUGGUUCUGGAGGACAGGACUUCAAAUCAGUUUCAAAUUAUCAAAAGGAUUUAGUUCUAGGCCUGUGGCCUGAUCCGCCACAGGAUGUGAUGUCCCACUGCUCCAGACUUACAAUUGGAUAUGUAAGCCAAGGAGAUUUUUCACUGAAUGUAGGCUGUGGGGAAGCUUUGGCAUUUGUUAGCUUAUUAGGACUCUUGCAUAUGCUGUCAAAUCAACCAGCAGAGAAGCGUGGCUUGGUACUUGUGAGGAACUCUGCUUCCCUGCAGUAUCGCCUCGCAAAAUUAAAUAUUGAAGUUUAAAAAGAUGCUACUAGAUACUUGUGCAAAUUUCAGGCGGUAUCUCAAAGCUUGUCUGAAGUUCACUGUUUACAUUCUGUCUCCAAUGGCCAGAGCUCGUCUUCAAUUAAAAUGGUACAUCCCGUUAAGCUGAGUUUGAAUUCUGAUGCUAAUUGACUCAUCAAAGAUAACUCUCUGAACAGAUUUGUUUCUUAUUUGCUAUUUCCAGCCAUGCAGUGCUAACAAAAUUGCCUUGCAUUGAUCUGCAUGUAGUUGAAAUUCAUUAUGACUGCAAUAUAUUUUACUGACAUUAAACUGAACUCUUGUUUGUUUUAAUUGUAAUCAGUGUUUGAAUCCAGAGGACUUAUGAGAGAUUAAACCCAUAUAGAAUAAAUUAAACAGUAAAUCAGUGCAGUUGAGUUUAUCACUAUAAAAACUAUAUCAUUGUAUAAGACAGCUAGGAUAAAUGUUAUUUGUUUUAUGCCUGUGUUAAACUUUAAAUUUCCAAAACAAAGUUAUGUACAUGAAAAAAAUAAAAAUACACAAGCACCAAAAAUCUGAAAUAAAAUUUCAGGUAUUGGGAGUCUUGGAUAAUACAUGUGACUGACAGAUCUAUUCUCAGUUAAGUAUCCUCCGUGAUGAACCCACAUUAUUAACACAGAAGUACAAGUAAAUCAGCUGGAAUGUGUUUAGGAUGCGGAAUGGAAGAGGUAGAACAGGUGUAGCUUCUUCAGUUACAAGGGAAGGUGCCGUAAGAAGAUGGGAGAGUGCAUCAGAGCAAUGCAAGAUGGGGGGGAGGGAGUGUGAAGAUUGGAGACAACUGCUGAAGGAACACAAAAUGCUACCAGUCCUGCUCUGAUAUACAGUUGCAAGUUGGUGGGCAUUAUGACUAGUUGCAUUGCCUCCUAAUAUGGAGUCUCCUACGUGCAGGAUCAAAAGAACUUGCAGAGGAUUGUAGACUCACCCAGCUCCACCACAGGCAUAACCCUCCCCCGCCAUUAAGAAGGAAGUACACAUGCCUGACGACCCACGCUCAAUGAUUCAGGAACAGCUUUUUCCCUUUUGCCAUCAGAUUUUCUAACAGUCUGUGAACACAACCUCUAUUUCUAUUUACUGCAUUACUUAUUUUUGUAAUUUAUAGUGAUUCUGUGUCUUUACACUGUCCUGGUACAACAUAACAAAUUUCAUAUUAUAUAAGUCAGUGAUUCUGAAUGUAUCAAUGCAUUUGUUUCUGGA
Molecule: messenger RNA, 4359 nt
Organism: Hypanus sabinus (Atlantic stingray)
Lineage: Eukaryota; Metazoa; Chordata; Chondrichthyes; Myliobatiformes; Dasyatidae
Gene: pop1
Product: POP1 homolog, ribonuclease P/MRP subunit
Exons: 17
Coding region: 187-3147 (986 amino acids)
Biological process (GO): tRNA 5'-leader removal
Cellular component (GO): ribonuclease MRP complex; nucleolar ribonuclease P complex
Source: RefSeq, a predicted model, not a curated record